AUGGCGGACACCAACAACAACCUAAAGGUCCUAAACGCCCUCGACGUGGCGAAAACCCAAUGGUACCACUUCACGGCCAUCAUCAUCGCCGGUAUGGGCUUCUUCACCGAUGCAUACGACCUUUUCUGCAUCUCUCUCGUCACCAAAAUGCUGGGCCGAAUCUACUACCACGUCCCGGGCUCCCCCAAACCAGGCUCCCUCCCCCCGAACGUCUCCGCCGCAGUUAAUGGCGUCGCCCUCGUCGGAACCCUUGCCGGUCAGCUCUUCUUCGGCUGGCUCGGCGACAAGCUCGGCCGCAAAAAAGUCUACGGCGCAACCCUAGCCCUAAUGUGCGCCUGCUCGAUUGCCUCCGGCCUCUCGUUCGGUUCCCAACCAAAAUCCGUAAUGGCCACUCUCUGCUUCUUCCGAUUCUGGCUCGGUUUCGGGAUCGGCGGCGAUUACCCCCUUUCCGCCACGAUCAUGUCCGAGUACGCCAAUAAGAAGACUCGCGGCGCGUUCAUAGCCGCCGUUUUCGCGAUGCAAGGGUUCGGGAUUCUCGCCGGGGGCAUUUUCGGAAUGUUGAUGUCGGCCGUUUUCGAGGCCUGGUACCCGGCCCCGUCUUACAGGGUUGACCCGGUCGGGUCGACCCCUCCGGAAGCCGACUACCUUUGGAGGAUCAUUCUAAUGUUCGGCGCCGUCCCGGCGCUCGCCACGUUCUACUCGAGGAUGAAAAUGCCCGAGACCGCUCGUUACACGGCGCUCGUGGCGAAGAACGCCAAACAAGCUGCGUCUGACAUGUCGAAGGUGCUCAACAUGGAUAUCGAGGCCGAGCCGGUGAAAGUCGAAGAGAAGAAACCGGGUUUUGGGCUUUUUUCCCGGGAGUUUCUCUCGAGGCACGGGCUUCACUUGCUCGGGACAACGAGCACGUGGUUCUUGCUCGACAUUGCUUUCUACAGCCAGAAUCUGUUUCAGAAGGAUAUAUUCAGCGCGAUCGGGUGGAUUCCGAGCGCGAGCACGAUGAGUGCCGUUCGGGAGGUGUUCACGAUCGCUCGGGCGCAGACGUUGAUCGCGCUAUGCAGCACCGUCCCGGGAUAUUGGUUCACGGUGGCUUUGAUAGAUGUGAUCGGCCGGUUCGCGAUACAACUGAUCGGGUUUUUCUUCAUGACGGUUUUCAUGUUUGCGUUGGCGUUUCCGUAUAAUCAUUGGACGAAGCCGGAUAAUCGGAUCGGGUUUGUGGUGAUGUACUCGUUGACGUUCUUCUUUGCGAAUUUCGGGCCGAACGCGACGACUUUUGUGGUGCCGGCAGAGAUAUUUCCGGCGAGGCUCCGGUCGACGUGUCACGGGAUAUCGGCGGCUGCGGGGAAGCUCGGGGCGAUAGUCGGGGCUUUCGGGUUUUUGUACCUGGCGCAGAAUCCGGACCCGACGAAGACGGAUUCGGGUUACCCGGCUGGAAUCGGGGUGAAGAACGCGUUGAUACUGUUGGGUGUUGUGAAUUUGUUGGGGCUUUUGUUCACCUUUUUGGUGCCGGAAUCUAAGGGGAAGUCGCUCGAGGAAAUGUCGGGGGAAAACGAGGACUAUAACGACAAAAACGACGGCGUCGAGAUGGAAACAAGUCGGAACUGA
Molecule: messenger RNA, 1602 nt
Organism: Striga hermonthica
Lineage: Eukaryota; Viridiplantae; Streptophyta; Magnoliopsida; Lamiales; Orobanchaceae
Source: the annotation of a GenBank genome assembly